Messenger RNA from Exophiala xenobiotica, 579 nucleotides. RefSeq lists its product as uncharacterized. The coding region runs from base 1 to 579 and encodes 192 amino acids. Gene Ontology annotation, molecular function: acyltransferase activity, transferring groups other than amino-acyl groups. The record is from RefSeq and is a predicted model, not a curated record. Lineage: Eukaryota; Fungi; Ascomycota; Eurotiomycetes; Chaetothyriales; Herpotrichiellaceae. The transcript has a single exon.
AUGGCGCACUCAGACUACAAAAUUGCGAUGCUCGCUCCACCUGGAAGCAUUGUGGCUCCUCAUGGCUUUCCAGCUGAACCUCGACCAAAGGGGGCCCCCAAAGUCUUUCUGGAUGCUAUGGAUGUCCGAAUAAAGGUUUUCUGUGACGAACAAAGAUGCGCUCUUGAGCCUGAGCUAGACGAAGAUGAUCCUAGAUCGUGGCACUGGGUUGCAUAUUACACCGGAGGGCCAGGGCCAGAUCAGGCUGUCUCUGUCAUACGUAUCGUACCUCCGCCUCACGCGCCUCAUCCAAAUGACUUCCACGACCCAGAUGAAGAGCCGUAUGUGAAGCUCGGACGCGUUGCUACUAUGCCCGAAGCUAGAGGGAAAGGCAUCAACCGCUUACUGACAAAGGAGGCAUUUCGGUGGCUCGCUGCGAAUAGAGAUGAAGUUGGCAACGGAUGGAAGGGGCUCAUCCUGUGCCAUGCUCAAGUUAAUGUCGAAAAGAUGUAUGCAAAGUUGGGCUUUGUCACUGACGACAAGCUCGGACGCUGGGACGAAGAAGGCAUCGAGCAUCUGGGGAUGUGGAAGCGAGUAUGA